Molecule: messenger RNA, 1757 nt
Organism: Arachis ipaensis
Lineage: Eukaryota; Viridiplantae; Streptophyta; Magnoliopsida; Fabales; Fabaceae
Source: RefSeq, a predicted model, not a curated record
AUGGAAUACCUCCCAGAGCCACAAAAUAGUUCAUAUUGUUAUGACAACUACAGAAAUUUUGGCUUUGGAAGGAAUUUUAAUGCUGCAUACCCCAUUCUUCAAGGACUAUCAUCUCGUAAUUGUCCAACCUAUGCACCUCCACAAAAUCUUCUAGAAUUCUCAAUAGAAGAACUCUCCAAGAGAUAUCUCUUCAUUGCCCAACUCAGUGAGUUUUUAAGGCAAAAUGUAAAAGAGGUGAUUGAAGAUAUGGAAAUCUCAAGGAGAAAUCAAGAUGAGCAAAUGAGACAAUUGGCACAACAUUUUGUUGCUGAACCAACUAAUGUCUUCCCUUGGCCAGGGGAAGAAUAUCAUGCCAUCAGUCUAAGGAGUGGAGAAGUGCUUAAUGAGGGUGAAAAUAAGGAAUUGGUGAAGCAAGAAGAAUAUAUCGGUGUACCAAGUGAGCCACCAUUUCAAGAAGUUCUUGAUAAAGAGGAUACUCCAACCAUCUCACAAUACCCAAGUUCUGAGAUCAAAGAAGUGAAGGCAAUCAACAAAAGCACCAAAAAGAGAAUUGUGACCAAGGAACAAAGAACUAUAUGCAUGAAGAACAAAAGAUCUAAAUGGAAGCUCCCAACCUCCAGCCUCGUCUCUUCUCUCUCAACGGUCCCUCACUCACGGCCUCACCCUCACCUCGUCACUCUUUUGUCUCUCCCCUCACCUCAUCAGUCGUCACUCUCAGUCUCUCACGGCCUCACCUCGUCACUCUCUCGGCCGCGCACUCAUUUGAGACUGAAGGUUGUCAUCGCAGUCUCGUGCCCCUGCGUUUGCUUCGUCGGCGGCAGAAGCAGACAGAACCAGUCAAGCAGCAUCUGCUCCCUUAAGUGGUGGUGGUCGUCGUCUUCUUGUUUCAUCGCGGUCUCAGAACCAGUCAACCAGGGAGGAGGAUCCGACAUGGAAGUGACAUGGGAGGACCAGCAAAACAUCAAUAAGUUCGGAAGAUUGAACAAUCGCUUUCAUAAGCUCGAGGAUGAGUUCAAAAUCGCCAAGGAAACAAAUGAUAAUUUGGAAGAUGCGAGCAAUGAGUUGAUUCUCACAGAUGAAGAUGUCGUUCGGUUUCAAAUAGGUGAGGUCUUUGCACAUGUGCCAAAGCAUAAAGUCGAGAAUAGGAUAGAAAAUAUAAAAGAGGUGACAAGCCAGAAACUAACAAAGCUUGAAGGAGAGAAACAAUUUGUGGUUGCUCAGAUGGUUGAACUGAUAUGAAAAUUGACAAUUCAAUAUUCCACCGGCAAGUAUACCGGGUCGUAAUAAAGUAAUAACUCGCUUAGAGUGAGGUCGAUCCCACGAGGAUUGAUUGAUUAAGCAACCUUAAUCUAUUGAUUAUUCUAGUUGAACAAGCAAGAUAAUGAGAAUUUGGUGAAUUAUAGCAACAAAAAUUUAAGUGACUGAAAAUGUAAAGGGGCGGAAGGUAAAUGACUGGGAAUUGAAAGUGCAUGAAAGUAAAUUGCUGAAGAAUAAAUGACAAGGAAAUUAAAUUGCGGAAUUGUAAAGGAAAUGUAAAAGAAUCACAAUCACGAAGGGGAAUAGAAUGAAGUAAGGAAAUGCUAAUGGGUGAGGUUCAUUUAAUGAUUAGAGAUGCUUGAAUCUUCCUGAAUUAAUGAACUUCUCUCCUCCCUUUUGCAUGCAAUGUUUAGAUCUAUGGCGCAUCAUAUGUAAUUGAGCUCCAAUUCCUUGUUUACUCAAUUUCUCAUUCAUGAUCAAAUGCUAAUUCCUUGAUCCAA